Molecule: messenger RNA, 1134 nt
Organism: Culicoides brevitarsis
Lineage: Eukaryota; Metazoa; Arthropoda; Insecta; Diptera; Ceratopogonidae
Product: neurotrimin-like
Exons: 8
Coding region: 1-1134 (377 amino acids)
Cellular component (GO): neuron projection
Source: RefSeq, a predicted model, not a curated record
AUGACAGAGAACAAAUAUGAACACACAAGCAAAGCAAGCAACGUGAAUGCUCUUAAAAACUUCGAUCCGAGUUUUACGUCGCCAAUCACAAAUAUUACUGUACCUGUGGGUCGAGAAGCAAUUCUCACGUGCACCGUUCAUGAUUUAGUGAACUUUAAGGUAGCUUGGUUACGAGUUGAUACGCAAACAAUUUUGACGAUACAGAAUCAUGUGAUUACCAAAAACACGCGAAUUGGGAUAACGCACACGGAAAAGAGGAUUUGGCAGUUGCGGAUUCGAGAUGUGAAGGAAGCUGAUAGAGGAUGGUACAUGUGUCAGAUAAACACGGAUCCGAUGAAAAGUCAAGUUGGGUAUUUGGAUGUUGUUGUCCCGCCAGAUAUACUCGACUAUCCAACAAGUCAGGAUAUCGUCGUUGAAGAAGGACAAAAUGUAACCUUGACAUGUGCAGCGACGGGAUCUCCUGAACCAAUCAUCAAUUGGAGACGGGAAGGAGGAAAACCACUUUUCAAGGGAAAUAAUGGAAUGGAAGUUUUCAACUAUGAAGGAGCCUUUUUAGAUAUUCCUUUCGUGACACGAUAUCAUAUGGGAGCGUAUUUAUGUAUUGCCUCAAAUGGUGUUCCUCCAUCUAAAAGUAAAAGAAUUAUCAUUAUAGUUAAUUUCCCGCCUGUUAUUUCUGUGAAGACAAGACACGUUUAUGCCGCCAUGGGUGAACGUACAAUGUUAGAAUGUCAUUCAGAAUCCAAUCCAAAUACUGUCAACUAUUGGAUGAGACACAAUAAGCAAGACACGAAACGAAUUGACUUCGUGUUAGGCGGAAUUUAUGAACCAAAGUUGGAAGAUCACAUUUAUCGGAUGGUUAUGAAGCUUCCGUUGACGAUUCACAGAGCGAGUGAUUAUGGCUCGUACAAAUGUGUGGCGAAAAAUAGCUUUGGAUUGUCAGAGGAGAUCAUAAAAGUGUUCCCUCUUCAAAAAACAUUAAAUCACGUUCAACUCGAAAUUCCCGUGUUGGAAAGGGCUUUUGCAACUAACGAAACAUCCCAGCAAUAUCUCAGCGAUGCAUGUGAGAACCGAAACAGGAAAUUUUUCACUCUACUACUUUGCCUUAUAUACCUCAGACGGUUUCUAAUCCUUUAA